Messenger RNA from Stylophora pistillata, 987 nucleotides. RefSeq lists its product as uncharacterized. The record is from RefSeq and is a predicted model, not a curated record. NCBI's taxonomy places the organism in Eukaryota, Metazoa, Cnidaria, Anthozoa, Scleractinia, Pocilloporidae.
AUGUUGGUGUCCCUCGACAGUAAACAAAUUGAUCGAGAAGAGGAGCUAAAAGAAUAUCGACGUCCAAAGGACUUUAAAGCUUCUGUAGAAAGAUUUGAGAGAUUUGAAAGGAGACGGAAGGCCGCCAUUGAACAAAAAGAGCAAGAAGCUACAAAGAAGAGAAAACUUUUAGAACAACGCAGUGAUCGCAUCUGUGAUUUAGACUUUGAAUCUGGGGCUAGUACAUCAGAAACUACAGAGGAAAAACUAACUGAUGGAAUGGAUACAGAUAACUUUUACGAUGAGCAGGGAGCGAAGUGUGAAACUAAAGAGUUUGCUUAUUCCUCCACACAAACAGAGCCCGAAGUGGCACCAACUGCUGCCAGUGAAGGGACUCAAACUGAAGAGUUUGAGUAUUUAUUUGAAAGACUUUGUGGCUAUAAGGCACCUGGAAGAGAUUUCUUCGACACCGACGACAAAGUGCGGUUUUAUACGGGGCUGCCGUCCAUCGAAGUGCUGAUGAAAACAUUUGAACAUGUUGCACCUUCUGUGAACAGGAAAAGCCUAACUCCUGAUAAAUUUCAAGAGUUUGUAAUUGUUCUGAUGAAGCUACGGCUUAAUGUCCCAUUUCAAGACUUGGCCUACCGUUUUUCUAUUUCUGUUAGUACAGCUUCAAGGAUUUUUUCUUCCUGGAUUCGAAUUAUGGAUGCUAGGCUCUCCCCACUUGUGUACUGGCCAGAGAGGCACCAGCUGUGGCACACUAUGCCUAUGUGUUUCAGAUAUUCAUUUGGAAACAAGGUGACAGUAAUCAUUGACUGUUUUGAGGUGUUCCGUCGACAUUAUUAUGGCUGUACUCAUACGUGUGAUCAAAGUCAUCAACUUAAGUACGAUGAACAGAUAGGUAUUUCCACACUUGCUAAGAUAGCUCUUGGUUACAAUUGGGUUUCGAAAACUGGAGGAAUUUGGUGGAUUACUUUCCACAAAAAACCAUUAGAGGUGUUCAGUUGA